Messenger RNA from Conger conger (European conger), 4151 nucleotides. RefSeq lists its product as uncharacterized. Bases 84 to 3620 code for a protein of 1178 amino acids. NCBI's taxonomy places the organism in Eukaryota, Metazoa, Chordata, Actinopteri, Anguilliformes, Congridae. Gene Ontology annotation, biological process: Notch signaling pathway; protein ubiquitination. The record is from RefSeq and is a predicted model, not a curated record. The transcript is spliced from 6 exons. Gene Ontology annotation, molecular function: RNA binding.
UUUCUGUUCUUUGAAAAUGUCGGUUGAAGUGUAGUGCACUGGGCACCUGCGUACGAGGAAAUAAAAAGAAAGCGGAGGACAAGAUGGAGCGAGAGGGUCGAACUGUGAUUGUGUGUGGGGUGCCAACUGACAUUGAUGAGAAACGAUUGACAGACAAGCUCUGCAUCCACUUCCUGAGGAAAAGGCAUGGAGGAGGGGAGAUCUCCUCCGUCACUCUGCCCAAGUCUAUGCAAGGCUGCGCUCUCAUCACCUUUGAAGACAGUGAAGUGUCUCAGAGAGUGAUCCAAUAUGGGAAGCACAUUUUAUGUGUGGAUGACAAGAAGUUUGAACUUACUGUGAGUUUGUUCUGCAAAGAAGUGGACCCAGAUGAGGUCUUCCUGUGCCUUGCUGUGACUGUAGACUAUAAUCGACUGCCCAUGGGAAAGCUGGCUUUGUCUAGCUUACAGCAGAGCUUCCCUGAUGUGCAGUUCAGCUUCAUGCCAGAGGAAGAAUCAUGUAAUAUAAAAGGCCGCUACUCUGAGGUUCAGGUCCUGAUCAGCCAUCUUUUAAACCUGAUUGAACCACAGGCCUCUGUAGCUACCCGUCCGCCAGAAGGCACAAAAGAUAGAGUGGAUGCCCUCUUGCCAAGAGAGAAGAAUGGUUCUACCAGUGGACCAGUUUACCAUUCCAAAAGCAAUGAGAGACAAAAGGACAGUGGGUAUGUGGGACAAGCUUUAAGACAGGAUCUGAAAAGUUCAGACUACUCUGAAAGGAGUCACCACUCUGACCAAGCUCUGGAGAACAACAGAGGAGUGGAGGAUGGUGCAGCCUCCCUGCUGCAAGAGGCUCCGCUUGAGGAAUAUAUCCUGGUCAUGGACUCAGACAUUUACCGAUACCUGCAGCAACACUGUGGAGAGGACUACCAGCAGAUCUUGAGCCAACACAAGGUAGAAGCAGUGGACCUCUGCACCCAGGAUAUCACCACUGUCUUCCUGCAGGCAAAAACAGGUUAUCCAGGUCAGGAGGUGAAGCGGCUGCAGCGGGUACACGAGGAUCUGGGAUGGCUAUACCAACAGACUGAGGCCCAGCUGCGGAAAGAGCAGCUACCUAAAGGAGGUAUCUCCACCGAGGAUCUCCAGCAGGCCUUUAAGGCCCUGCAGCAGAGACUGCCAAAAAUACUGCUGAGUAAUGACAAAAUGAACAUCUACAUUGUGGGAAGUGGCAGCGAUGUCUCUGAGGCUAAGCAGUUCUUCUUGGACUUGCAAGGUACAGAGGGUGGAUCAACGCUGGGAAGAGCUGGCUAUACCAGACCUUUAAUUUCCAAUGAGAGCAACUCCCUGUUUCUGCCUUCUUCAUCAGCUUCCACCCCUGUCUCCACAGGCUCAAUAAUUGAUUCUAGGGAAGCGGAUACAGUGCAUAAGCCCUAUAGAAAACCCAAAAUUGAAGCAGGCAAGGAGUACAAACUAGCUGCUAGGUUCAUGGAAACAGGGAGUAAGCCUACUGGGAAAAAUGAGAUGGGGUUUUUCAUGGGAGACACAACAGCACCAGGGGAUACACAGAAGGACUUAUUAUUUGCAACAUCUAAGAAGACGUCAGACAGUGGGUGCAGGCUGGGCACUGGGCCAAUGUUAGGGUCAGGAAGUCUUGACGUUAGGGAAUACAGUCUAAAGGAUAACCAAGGACAAAAUCAGACUGGGAAUGACUUGCUCUUUGGGAGGCCUGGCCCUCAACUCACCACCUCCAAGGAGGGCAAAUACUUGUCAAAUGUGGUGUCUACAAGUGCUCUGCUGCCCAGUAAACCCAUGCAGUUUAGUAACACACAGAGCACUGCGCAACAUAUGGAAUAUGGAAACAAAGUGGCCCAGACUGCUGAGAUCCCAUCGUCAGGGCUGACAAGUCAAUCCAAGCUGAGACGGACUAACAGCUUCUCUGGCAAGGUCAGGGCCACACAGGAUUUGAAGGAUAGCACCACUCGUGAGGGCAGUCAAGAGAAGACUAACAGAUCUAAAACCAGCAGCUCCAGAAACAGCAUUGCUGACACACUGGAAGUCUAUAGUGUAGAGGUAGUGGUUCCUCCAACUAUUUGGAUGUACAUGAAGGCCUGUUACAGGGCUGAGAUUGCGAACCUGACCACUGGCUUACAUGUGAAGGAAUGCAAAUCAGAAAGUAGCGUCACUGUCUACCUGAGGGGGGCAGACACCCCAACAGUAGGUCUCUGCCAGCGGGAGCUAAGGAAUCUGAUUUCCAAAGUCACAGCAGACUUUAGGACACAAGAGUUGUCAAUGGCAGAGCUGGGAGUGACCAACCCUAAGGAUGCAACGCUAGAGCUGAGAUGCAUGGAGUUGCGGAAUAAGUUUGAGAAAAUAAUGAUUCUCCCUUUGAGUGAGAAUAUCUUCAUCAUAGGGCCCUAUCAGCUGUGUGAGCAGGUUAUGACAAAACUGAUAGAAGUCUUCCACAAUGGCACACAGAGAAAGAAGGAGAUGGAGGAGAAUCUAGAUGGCUCCUCUCCCAACUCUCUCUUAUUUCAAAACAAACCACAAAUACCCCCAGAGACUGCCUCAGGAGGCCACAACCUCUUAAAAGAUGACAUAACCAAAACCACGGGCCUCAUGUCAGUAGAUAGCCCACAAUAUAGCAGAAACUCACAAAUGGACAGUGAGCUGGAGUUCAGCAACAGAAGCAAAGACUACCUUCAGGAGAAAGACUCCAGCCAGAAGGAAGUGAAACAAGACUUUGGAACAACAAUGGAAGGGGGGAACCAAUCAGCAGAACAGAAAGAUCCAGGGUUCAAACAUUUGAAGUGGAAUAUGAGCAGGGAAAACUUUCAAUUUGACACAUCACUGACCCAACCAACCGAAGCAGCCUGGAGAGUCCCUGUUCCAAAAGACAGCGGAUCAACAUCUUUGCCAAAUUUUGGUUAUACGAUUGAUACAAAGAGCAACCCAAAACUCCACAACAUUACCACACAAGAGAGACAUAUUUCCCCAGGCCCAGAUGGGUUAGAGAUCCCAGAGGGAAAAGAUCCCAAAGACCAGAGUGCCAGUUUGUCUGGGAAAAUGCCAGGCAAAAACAAGACCCAAGAAGAUAGCCUAUCAUGUCCAUGUGGGACCAGCAGGAGCUCCAUAUCAAGAAUGGCAUGUGGAAACACUUACUGCCCACAGUGUGUUUGUGACCAUGCCUCCUGUAAGGUCUGCCCCAAAGCUGAGAAUGUCAGGGGCAUCAAGGGCACCAUGAGUGUCGCUGAGCUGAACAUGAGCCUUUCUGGGCACCUCAAGGAUACGACUCUGAAGCUGACCUACAGCAUUCCUGAUGGCAUUCAAGGGGAAGACCACCCCAACCCUGGAGCUACAUUCAAAGGGGGUGUGUUUGAAGCUUUUCUGCCACUCAACAGGCAGACACGUAGGCUGCUGCCACUGCUAAAGAGGGCAUUCAAUGAGGGUCUGACCUUCACUAUCACAGAAGGCAACCAGGGGGAAAGGGUGAUCUGGGGCAUCCCACACAAGACUAAGAUGGAAGGAGGGAAGUCUGUGAAUGGUUACCCAGACUCAGCCUAUCUCAGCCGCUUGACUAAAGCACUGGAACUCCUGGGCAUUGAAGAAGAUAAAGAUCAUGCAAAAGUUCAAGACAAGAUCAAAAGUUAAACUCGGUUGCAGUCACCUUGCUCAAAUUGUACAGUACAGUUUUAUAUUGCAUGUAAUCAUAAAAUAAAUAGGAAUCCUUUUUUCUGUGACAGUAAAAAAGUCUAUAUUCUCUGCACUUACUAGUCAUUGCAAGUCAUUAGCUUGCUACUAUUUAUCCUAUACUACUAGUUCAAGGAACAGUUAUUUGUCAAAUUAAUUAAUGUAAAAAGCUUAAUAUGUAAUUACAAAAUGGUGAUUUGAAUGGUGGUUGCUCUCAUCAUCCCCGGAUCCCUCAUGAACUUGGAUGUCUUGUUGAAGCUACUCUUUCUAGUUUUGAUAAAUAAUGAAUAUCUCUUGAUUUUAUGUGGUGUCAGUUAUGGGGGGGCUAACUAAUCUCUUUCACACAAGUUUUUGUUUUAUUUUGGGAAAUUAUUUCAAAUAUUAUGACAGAACGUACAGGCACCUUUGAAUUGAUUAUUUUAGUGUGGGCAAAAAUCAGCUGCCUGCAUCAGAUUGUUUUGUUGAAUAAAUUAAAAUACUGUUUAAAGUGAA